AUGAAGUCAAGCUCUGAGACCACCAGGUAAUGUUUUUUUUAUUAAUUUGAUAUGUUCAUUAUUAACUCGGUCUUUUAGUGGAGCUCAGGUUGGAUGAGGUUCUGUCAGACCAUCAUGGGUCAGUAGAGAGUCCUGCCAAAGGUUUCACUGAGGACUUUUGGGUGUCUUCAGUUUGUGGAGCUCUAACUGUUCUACACACAUUUACUAAUAUGUUAGUGGAUUUGUUCAAACAUGGUUUGGAGCAACUAAUUGACCCUGAACAGUCUGUGUUGUCGUGCUCUAAGAAUUAAAGAAAUCAAUGAUCAAAACCACCUGAAAACCAGCUUUGAAGAGUUUUCACUGCCGGCAGAUGGUCAGUAUACACCACACUAUCUAGUGUCUCAGAAAUAGAAGGGGACUGUUUGGAUCACAGUGGCUGUUUCAGGCUUUUGUCCAUUGAGGAUAACAGAGAAGAUGAGCAGAAGAUCUGAGUCUUGAGCUUUGUCUUCAAGAUAGAUAGGGACUAUGUAGAUCUGAUAGUUUAAUGAUUUGAUUUCACCACCAGAGGGCGGCAGAGAAAACUAGUCUUGAUACUGACUUUGUUGUGAUGGGAGAAGCCAGGGUAGAAAAGCUGAUACAGGAGAGAUGAGCUCUCCUCUCCUGGUUCUGGUACUGACUCAAAUGUGUGUGUGUGUGUGUGUGUGGUUCCUCUGACAGGGUGAAGAUGGUCUCCAGGUUCCUGCUGCUCAUGGCUCUGAGCGUCUGUGUCUCUGGUUGGUUUCCACCUUCACUUUCUUCUCCACAAAGAGAAAAGAGGAGAUCCACUUUGAGACUGACUGAAACACUUGAACACUUCCAUUAGAAAAGAUGUUGAAAGACUCACAUGUUCCUGUGUUUUUCUGCUCCUCUCUUUCCCUCUCUGUCUCCUCUACAGGAACACUUGUAGUCAAAGUGGCUCACAGAUCCUAUCAGGCAGAGGAGGACCAGGACCUCACCCUGGAGUGGACCUUCACACCCAAACCUGACAGCUCUCUGAAGACUCUGAACAUUUUCUGUUCCAUGGUCAACAAUCAGAAAGACUCAGUCCUGUUUCAUCUUCGUAAAGGAGUGGAGGUCCCACAGGCUCAGAGUAAAGAGUUUGUAGGACGAGUUCAGUGUGACAAAGAGGUCCUCAGAGAGGGACGGAUCAGACACCAUGUGUCCUCACUCAGGACUGAAGACUCAGGCUGGUAUCAGUGUCAAGUAAAUACAGAGUAUGGGAACAGUUUGGACAGAUGUGAUCUCAAUGUGACUGGUGAGUUAAAAUCAGAAGUCUGAAUUUGGUCAAUAAGAAGUUGAGACAGAGAAAUAAGUUUUGUUGUUUUUCUAACAGAGAGGACUCGGACUGUUGGUGAGCCUGAACCUGACAGGCAAACCUCAGGGAGUCGUGAAAGGAUCAGUCUCUACCCUGGACUGACAGCAGCAGCAGCAGCAGCAGCACCUAUACUCGUUGUUUUUAUUGGUUUAAUAUUUUACAGAAAUGAAGAAAGGUCUCAGAUUAUCCAAGCACAGGAGAAUCUUUUAAAAUUAGAUAAUGGGUGGUUUUACAGUUUUGUGUAA
Molecule: messenger RNA, 1578 nt
Organism: Xyrichtys novacula (pearly razorfish)
Lineage: Eukaryota; Metazoa; Chordata; Actinopteri; Labriformes; Labridae
Source: the annotation of a GenBank genome assembly